GUGUCAUCUAAUAUAUCUUUUUCUUGUUCUCGGUCGAUUCAGUGCGGUAAUAAUAGGUUUGUUGUCGGCUUUUAAGCAUUUCAUCGGUAAAUUGGCUGGAGAAUAUUAAACAAAAAUGAGAAAUCAUUUUGUUUUUGCAAUAGUUACCAUUUCAUUGGUUGCAUUUAAUGCGGCCGGUGUACAAAUCGACUCAAAUAUUCAAAAUAAAAAUGUUGAACGCACCAUCGAUUUGACCACGCAAUUAGUUAAAGUUCAGCAUAAAGUAACAUUGGAAAAUAAGGUGAAAAAGGAAUUCUCAGGCGUUGCAUAUACAUUUCCUGUGACUAAAGAUGUCCGUGACAAUUUGGCAUACAUUUCGAUUCGUGAUGCUCUUAAAAAGGAAUUGAAAGCAACGGAAGAAAAGACAGCCGACGGUUCAUUGUUCACCGUUUCCGUGACAAGUUCAUCGCCGACACCAGUUUUACAUAUUGAAACCGUCUUUUCAAAAUCGUUGGAACCAUAUCCAACACAAAUUACACAAAAUGAACGACAGUUGGUUCGUUACUUCGGUAAUGCCUAUUUCUAUAGCCCGUACAAGACGAUUUCACAAAAAACCACCGUUUUACUUGCUUCAAAAUCAGUGGAAAGUUAUACCACCGUCAAACCAUCAUCGCAUGCGGACGGUACAAUAACGUACGGACCAUACGAGAAUGUUGAACCAUACUCAAGUGAACCAAUCACAGUUCACUAUGAAAAUCAUUCGCCAUUCCUAACCAUCACCAACUUGGAACGUGUCAUCGAACUUUCACACUGGGGCAAUAUCGCUGUUGAAGAAACCAUUGACAUUUUGCAUUCGGGCGCUGGAUUGAAAGGUUCAUUCUCACGCUAUGAUUAUCAAAAGGAUGCACGUAACAAUCACCCAAGCGUUAAAUCAUACAAAACUAUUUUACCGGCAUCAGCCACUGAAGUUUACUACAGAGAUACAAAUGGAAACAUUUCCACAUCGGCUAUGCGCAUUUUGAAGGAUUCAGUUGAAUUGGAUUUGCGUCCACGUUUCCCAUUGUUUGGCGGAUGGAAAACACACUACACUAUUGGUUACAAUGUGCCAAGCUUUGAGUAUUUGUUCAGCAGCGGUGAUCAAUACUUGUUGAAAAUGCGUGUUAUUGAUCAUGUUUUCGAUGAUAUGGUGAUUGAAAAGGCAACGGUGAAAAUUAUUUUGCCAGAAGGUACAAGCAACAUUAAAUUGAUUCCACCAUACUCGGUAAGCCGUUCACCGGACCAAGUUCAUUACACCUAUUUGGAUACGGUUGGUCGUCCAGUGAUCGUGUUUAGCAAACAAAAUCUUGUCGAAAAUCAUAUUGCCGACUUCAAUUUGAAGUACACUUUCAGCAAAGCGUUUAUGAUACAAGAGCCAUUGUUGAUCAUUGGAUUUUUGUAUGCACUAUUUUUGAUUGUCAUCGUAUGGACGCGUUUAGAUUUCUCCAUCACAAAAGAUAGCUCCGUCACACAUCAUCACAAAGACUAGAGUCUAGAUGUUUUUUUUGUUAGAAAUAAAAAAAACGAAACAAAAGAGAUGCAGAUCAAAUACAAACACAAACAAACAUUCAGCGGAUAGAAAUUAACUGCAUUUAAAAUGAUGAUUUUACUUUGAAAUCAAUUUGCUAAUUCCUAAUAAAAAUUAAGGGCGAUUCUUUUUUAGCUUUUAUAUUAAAAUGAAUGAAGUGAAAACAUAAGAUCUAAAAGCAUUUUGAACCAUUUUUUCUUUAGCACAUUCAUUCAUUGAAAAAAAUAAUGAAGAUUGACAACAAUUUUUUCGAAGAAAAAUCAAUACCAUGUACCCAGGUUAACUUUGAAUAGACACAUACACACACAAACUAUUCUGGUCUCGUUUGAUAAAUCUGUGUUAAAAAUAUAAUAAUUUAAAACUAGUAA
Molecule: messenger RNA, 1911 nt
Organism: Contarinia nasturtii (swede midge)
Lineage: Eukaryota; Metazoa; Arthropoda; Insecta; Diptera; Cecidomyiidae
Product: dolichyl-diphosphooligosaccharide--protein glycosyltransferase subunit 1
Exons: 3
Coding region: 116-1504 (462 amino acids)
Cellular component (GO): oligosaccharyltransferase complex; membrane
Source: RefSeq, a predicted model, not a curated record